CUCUUGCAGUCCGUGCAUACUGGUAACAUCGUUCCCCUUAUCCUUUCCUCUUAUAUUAUGGUAGCAUAAGGGUGAUCUGGAGCAGGUUGUGCAUAAAAUCGCUUAAGAUCAUCGACGCUCUUCUUAAUGCUCAGGAGGAUCUCCUUUGUUUCACGAUAGGCCUGGGUACAAAGAUCCAGCCUGGACCAUUAUCUCUCACUGUCUAGAGUAAAUGCUCCAUGAGAAGCCUCAAUUCAUAGUUUGGUACUGGAACCCGAAUCCAUAGUCUUCUCCUCCUUGAUUGCUCCAGGGAGUCUCGGGGUAAUACCACUCGGACGGUGGUGGAUACCCCCAAUGGUUGGAGAAGCCAUGAGGAUCCAUGAUUCAGAUCUGCACCAACAAAAACAAAAACACUCAAAUGAAAAGCAAGGGUGGAAAAGAAAAGAAAAACGCUAAAGUAACAAACUUAUGCCUUUCCAAAUAAUCUAGAAAGUCCCCGACAACGGCGCCAAAAACUUGACUCACUCCUACUGUCACUUUAGAAAAUGUCCAAGUGUAACCACUUCCUAAAGUGUAGUAUAGCGGGUUUGGGUUUUAGUGUCAACCCGGGUCCUAGAUGUGAUGACUACUCAGUGAAUUCUUAUUAUUUAGCGGUGAAACUUUAGUGCAGGUUCAAACAAGUAAACAAACAAAGCAAGCAAGAAAGUUGUUUUCAAGUCGAGAGAGGUCACUCAAAUAUGGUUCCCCCUAGACUGUAGUUAAGCCGGAUUGCAAUUUACCAAGUUCAGUUUCUAUGAUAGUUAUACUGCGGGAGGUUUUUAAACAGUCCAAAGUCUCGACUAAAGGUCUAUAGCGGGUGACUAACCUCCACCGGAGUAAACAGAUUGAGGCCCUAACGAACAAAACCUCCACUACCGAAGCAAGUUCGGUACAUAAUAGUGAAUUGGCUCCUCGACUAAAGUCUGACAAUUCACUACCUUCAAUUAAGGGUGCUCUAUCAACCUAUGCAAAUAUUCUCUUUCUAGGCUAAAGCAGAAAUAACAGGAAUUUGAUCAGGAUUCAUGCCAUUCAAUCAUUCAAGCCUCAAUUGAAUAUAAUCAAAUCAUAAAAUUUGUACUUGGGAUCAUACAAUCAGACCUAACAUACAAAUCUAGGGUUCUCCAUACCCGGAUGAAUGGGAAAACUACUCCAUGGAGAGAGAAGCAAAAGCAGAUACAGAUGCGGAAACCAUACUAUGAAGGAUGGGUUUCUGCUCCUGGUCGUCAAUCGGCACUUCUCCAAGUAUGAGCCGAGCUCCAAUGGUGAUGAAGAUAAAGCUAGGGCACUUGGGAACUCUGGUUCGUCGCUCUCUCUCUAGGAAUCACUCUGUCUCUCUAAAACUCGGAACACUUUUUUUUUGCCUUCUUUUCCCUUAAAAUGCUGUCUGUCGUGAUCCUCAGCCUAAAUACUCGGUCGGGUAUUUUGGGUGGAGACCGGGUAUGUGCAAAACGCACCGUCGUGUGACAGGGAAAAAUCCCCGGUCAUGGCCAAGAAUCCCCGACCGGGGAUUUUUUCUUCCUGCCGGGCCCUUUUCUGUUUCUCAAAAAUGCCGAAGCGUCAAAUCCCCAGUCAUGGCCAAAUAAUACCCGGCCAGGUAUUUCUGCUCAUGGUCGGGUAUUAUUGCUCUCCAGCACACUUCAAACCUCACAUGUUCUUUUUGACCCGAAUCUCGUUCAUUCGCCUUGAUGCCAACGGUAAGCUCUGAAAUAUUACAUAAACGCACAACUUAGCGUGAAAUCGGCUUAAAAUACGAGAAUCAAUGUCUCAAACGGCUCAAGAAUAGGGGUAAAAACAUGUGAAAUUAAUUGGUUAUCAGUGGUAGUUCAAUCAACUACGGUGGAGGUAGUAGUGCAGGAUGGUUGUCAUCGGAAGAAUACUCGUAACAGGAUCAACCUGCCGAUGGCGUUCAAUGGCCUGUUUGGGGGCCUGAGUGGGCUGAAAUCGAGAAUACCAUUCGAGCAGAGCGUACUUCACAUGAGCGAGAAGACGAUGUUGGUGAUGGUGGUCAUGGUGAUCCUUCUGGGCCGAGCUAUCCAUUUGACUCGAGCGAUGAUGAUACCGAGGAAGAUUUGAGAUCAGUUAGCGAGGAGGAAGAUACUGAUGAUAACGACGACGAGGCGGUAUUUCGUGAGGAACCGACGCCAUACUACACACAGGUUCCUACUCAAUUUUUACAUAGUCUGAAUGAUGCCCCCGACUUUGUCCCUAUGCCGAUGUAUAAUCCGACGGCCAAUUUGGAGGUGGGUAUGACGUUCUCUUCGAAGGACGUUGUGCAGGAUGCCUUUACCGAAGAGGUCUUGAGUCGCAAUUUCUAGUGGAAGGUAAAAUAUUCUGACAGUAAACAAUUACAUGUCAUAUGCAAGAAUGAUGAGGGCUAUACGUGGCAACUGCGGGCCACAAAUAUGAAGAGAAAGGGUGCCUGGGUGAUUCGAAAAGCAGAGACCAACCACACUUGCUCCUCGUCCAUACGUUCCCAGGAUCAUAGGCAACUUAAAGCAAAGAAAAUUGGGAGACCUAUUAAACACCUUAUCGAAGCACAACCAGAUAUCAAUGUCAAAACUAUCAUGGCCGAGGUGAAACAUUGACAUUCUUAAACGAUAAGGUACAAAAAAACAUGGCAUGGAAAGCAGAAAGCCAUGGCUGAGGUGUAUUGUGAUUGGAAAGAUUCGUAUGCUUUACUCCCUAGACUUAUGGCCGCAAUGGAGGAGUCCAACCCUGAGACUGUUUUCGUGUCAGUAUACAACAAUGUAUACCCUGAGGAUCAAGUUUGACUACAUGAGAAGUUGAUGUUUCAAAGUCUUUUUUGGGUUUUCAAACCAUGCAUUGACGGGUUUGCGUUCUGCAUACAGGUUAUUCAGGUAUUUUAAUACAUAUUUACUAUUUGAUAUGUUUCUAUUCUUGCAGACCAAGUAAAUUUCAUACUAAUUACUUCAUAAUAUUUAAUUAGGUUGAUGGAACCUUCCUUACUGGGAAGUACAGAGAAACUCUUCUCAUUGCCACUAGCGUUGAUGGAAACAGGCGGAUUUUCCCGCUUGCAUUUGCAAUAGUGGAAGGGGAGAAAGCUUAAGUUGAGCAUUAUCUUUGACCAACUACACGAACAUGUGACACAACGGGAGAGUAUUACGAUUAUAUCUGGUCGAUACGCGGGGAUUAGGAAUGUCGUGUGUGGUUUUCCCGACGAGUGAGGAUGGACAUGACGCUUGUGUAUUCGACACUGGCUUGCCAAUUUUCAACACAAAUUUGGAAAGAAAAAAGAGAUCAAAAAUCAAUUGUGGCAUGCAGGUACUAAUGUCAUUUAAUGCGAGUUAACUAUGUGUUUAAUAAUUUGUUGUUUAUCCUGUAUUGACCAUUUUUAUAUUGUUCACCUUGCAGUGGUUGCACAUCAGCCAAAAAAGUACGAGCAGAAGAUGAAGACGAUCCGUCAGACUCACCGAGCUGGAGCAGUAUAGGCUGAAGGUCAAGAGUUGGCCAUGUGGAUGUUCCAUAUGGACAACGGGACCAGAUGGGGCAUUGCAACUACCAACCAUAGAGAAAGUAUAAAUAAUGUGUACAAGGGCCUUCGAGCGAUGCUUAUUUUUGUCAUAGUGGAGAUAUCAUACUAGAAGGUCAACGAGUGGCGGGUGGCUCGGCUGCAGCUAGCGAUAGGAAAGGAGAUAUCUGGUCAUCCGAUAGCACAUGACGUUAUUGAGCAAAUGUAGAAGAAUGGAGAAAAAUCAAGCAAGCAUAAAGUUGUUCUUUUCGAUCGUAGUGAAGGGAUAUUUGCAGUGGAAACAUGUGUAUGGGGUCGAGGUAGACGUGGCCACAAUCGUCAGACGGUUACUCUGCACUAUGAAUCAGGGGAGUGUACAUGUCAAAAAUAUCAAAACGAGAGGAUACCCUGUUCACAUGCAAUGGCAGUAGCUAAGUCAUUAACCAUGAACAGAAACACUCUGGUGAGUCCUUACUACACUGAACAAGCGAUACGGAACUCAUAUGAUGCAGCUUUGAGUCCCAUGCCAGUUGAAGCGUAUUGGCCUAUAAACGCUGGGAAGUUGA
Messenger RNA from Linum trigynum, 4053 nucleotides. The record is from the annotation of a GenBank genome assembly. NCBI's taxonomy places the organism in Eukaryota, Viridiplantae, Streptophyta, Magnoliopsida, Malpighiales, Linaceae.